Molecule: messenger RNA, 2222 nt
Organism: Pseudogymnoascus verrucosus
Lineage: Eukaryota; Fungi; Ascomycota; Leotiomycetes; Thelebolales; Thelebolaceae
Gene: HOS2
Product: histone deacetylase
Exons: 1
Coding region: 535-1956 (473 amino acids)
Molecular function (GO): histone deacetylase activity
Source: RefSeq, a predicted model, not a curated record
CUCUCACUCUUGCCGCCCAUAACUCCGAAGAGGGACCAUGCACAGCUGAGAAUUUAUGUUUAUAAUAAAAGCUUGUAGGAUUCCCCCCUUUGGUUUAAAUUUUCAGUAACUGGCUUAAGUGAACGUCUGAGAAUCGCACCGAGUUAUCCAGGGACAGUUCACUCGGUUUCUAAAGGAACAACGGGCGGGCUGGAGGUUUCGGGCUAAUCAAUCGCGCUAAAGAACUUAAGGUUUGGCGUUGACUAGCCGCUUAUGGAACCACCCAAGCAGAGUUUCAAGAGAUCGAAGGUCGAGUCCCAGGAUACGAAAUACAUACGCCGUACAUAAUAUAUCAAUAUUGCCAUCAAGAGAACUUCUUCAUCUCGCAUCUCCCUGCAGCUUGAUAUUGCACUACCAUACACACACCUACACCUCUCAGCCGCAUCACAUUGAACAGAUCACGAGGAGUCCGCCCGCCACAGAACGAAUAUCACGUGUGGCAUAUAGACCUGGCAGUGGCGGCGAAGAUCGAGGAGGCCUCGCCCAGGAGAGAAGAUGGUGAUGCCAACGAACACUAUUGUGCAGAAUUACGGGCCGCCGUUUGCAGUGCACGGUGAUGUGGACAACCUGAAGUUCUCGCGUCAGAUCAAGGAGGAAGCGAUCAGGAAUGGCAUCAAGAAGCCCAAAGGAUACACUGUGUCUUGGCACUUAAAUCCCGAGAUUGAGAGGCACCACUUUGGACGUUCGCAUCCUAUGAAGCCAUGGCGGUUAACGUUGGCGAAGGGCCUCAUCACAUCAUAUGGCAUGCACUAUGCCAUGGACUCGUACGUCUCGAGAAAGGCCACACCGGAGGAACUGGCGGAAUUCCAUACGCAGGACUACUUGGACUACUUGAAGACAGCCAUGCCGUGUGAACCAGUCUCAUACCCAAGCCAUCCCCACAAUCUCGGUGGCGACGAUUGUCCUAUAUUCGAAGGCCUGUUUGAUUACUGCUCGAUGUAUGCCGGCGCAUCCAUAGACGCUGCCAGGAAACUUUGCAACCAUCAGUCGGAUAUUGCCAUUAACUGGUCAGGUGGUCUACAUCACGCAAAGAAGUCAGAAGCUUCCGGUUUUUGCUACAUGAACGAUAUCGUUCUUGCGAUCUUGCAGUUGUUACGCCACCAUCCGCGUGUGCUGUAUAUCGAUAUUGAUGUCCACCAUGGUGAUGGCGUCGAAGAGGCGUUCUCCUCGACCGAUAGAGUUAUGACCGUGUCAUUCCACAAAUACGACAAGGACAAUUUCUUCCCUGGCACUGGUCCUCUCAACAGUACAGGCCCAGAGGAUGAACAUAACCCUGGCGCCCACCACACUGUUAACGUCCCUCUCAACGACGGCAUAGACGAUGAGCAAUACACUUCCCUCUUCAAAACCGUCAUCCAGAGUUGUGUCGACCGGUUCCAGCCAUCAGCAAUUGUCCUACAAUGUGGUGCCGAUUCCCUUGCCGGUGACCGUCUUGGGCCUUUUAACCUCCAAGUCCAAGGCCACGGCGCCUGCGUCGCCUUCUGCAAGUCUUUGCGCCUGCCCCUCCUACUCGUCGGUGGCGGCGGGUACACUCCUCGUAACGUCGCCCGAGCCUGGACCAACGAGACCAGCAUCGCUAUCGGCUGCGACGCGACGCUGAACCCCAUUCUCCCGAAUCACACGCCCUACCGCAACCACUUCCGGCAAACGACCCUCUUUCCCACCCCAGACGAGCUGCUCACGGAGAGCCGCUUGAACCGCAAUACCCCUAAGCGCAUCGCGGAGAUCGUGGCGAGUAUUAAUGAGGAACUUCGCUUCGUUAAUCACGCGCCGAGUGUUCAGAUGCAAGAUAUACCGCCUGAUUUAACGGGGCUGAGGGAUGAGGUCGAAGAUGAAAUAAGAGAGAAUCGGGAAGACAAGGAUGAGGACUACCGGAAAGAGAAAGAGGAGGCGGUUGGUGUAGAUAUGGAGUUGUGAGGGGCCGGUUAGGCUAGGUGGGAUUUUCAGCUGGAGUUCGGGGUUAUGGCCACCGCGUAAUACAGAGCGGGACAUGGGGUUGGAGUUGCAGCUGUCUUAUUUUGUUAGGUCAAUGUCGUUCAUCUAGACUCGAGUUUUUGACAACAGCGCCUCAAGCUAGUGGACAUUUUCGGCAUCGAAGUAGCAAGUAACUGAUUAUCUUGCCACGACGAAACAUAGUAUUGCUUACUGUAGUAAAGUUAUUAAAUUUAUUGUCUUAAUUUAAA